Molecule: messenger RNA, 1122 nt
Organism: Mercurialis annua (annual mercury)
Lineage: Eukaryota; Viridiplantae; Streptophyta; Magnoliopsida; Malpighiales; Euphorbiaceae
Product: zinc finger BED domain-containing protein RICESLEEPER 2-like
Exons: 1
Coding region: 1-1122 (373 amino acids)
Molecular function (GO): protein dimerization activity; DNA binding
Source: RefSeq, a predicted model, not a curated record
AUGGUGCAAGAAGGUGUUAAAGUUGCUCAAUCUUCUAUAGAUAAAAUUAGGGAGAGCGUAAAGUAUGUUAGGGCUAGUAAUGCGAGAAGGGUGAAAUUUGCUGAGUGUAUUUUGCAGUGUUCUUUAAGUUGUAGGCAAGUACGACAAGAUGUACCAACUAGGUGGAAUUCGACAUAUCUAAUGAUUGAGAGUGCUCUACUUUUUCAGCGUGCUUUUCAACAUUUAUUUUUAAUUGAUACUAAGUAUACCUCCUGUCCUACAACAGAAGAGUGGCUUCAAGCUGAGAGAAUAAUGAAGCUUUUAAAACCCUUUUCUGAAAUAUCUACACUUUUUUCUGGAACUAAGUAUCCGACUGCAAAUUUAUAUUUUCAUGGAGUGUGGAAGAUUGAGUUGCGUUUAUUGGAAGAAUUAGGAAAUGGUGAGGAUGUAAUUAGCAGAAUGGCUACAAGAAUGAAGAUUAAAUUUGAUAAGUAUUGGCAUUCUUACAGUGAAAUUUUAUCGAUAGCAAUUAUUUUAGAUCCUCGCUAUAAGUUGGAUUUUGUGGAAUUUUGUUUGUUUAAAAUAGAUGGUAUCGAAUCAAAAGAUCGUGUGCUUCAUAUUCGUAACAGAUUGUAUUCUCUCUUUGAAGAGUAUAUGGUUUCAUCUGCUAAAGAUUCAACCUCUAUUAGAUCAAACAGAAUUGUUACUUGUUUUACGGGGGAUGAUGUUGAUGAGUUUGAUAGUUUUGAAAGUGAAAUUUUUGGCUCUGUUAAAGCCAAAUCGCAAUUGGAUUUGUAUUUUGAAGAACCUAGGCUUGAUAGAAAACAGUUUGCAGAUUUAGAGGUUCUUAAUUAUUGGAAAGAUAAUUCUUUUCGAUAUCCAGAACUUUCAUUGUUGGCUCGUGACAUUCUUAGUAUUCCUAUAACCACGGUUGCCUCAGAAUCUGCUUUUAGUAUUGGAGGACGGAUUCUCGAUAAAUAUCGGAGCUCUCUUCUGCCUCAAAAUGCAGAAGCAUUAUUAUGUGCUCGAGAUUGGUUAUAUGGGGUACCUCUUAUUGAAGAAGAUCUCGAGAAAGAAUCUCUGAUUGAAGAUUUUGAAGAAUUAUGCAAUUCCAUGUCUUGUUCAUUCACAAAGGUUACUUAG